AUCGCAAUUGUCUCCAUCUGAGGAGUGCGAAGUACAAAUACGAAUUAAAUAAACACUGCAAGAAAUUGUUUUUAAAAAUAGUUUUUUAAUGGAAUGUUCAAAUAAUCUAUCUUCUGCGGUGCUACACAUUUGACGACGGCGACUUUGUCAAUAAUAUCUGGAAACAAUAUUUUUUCCGACAAUGUUUUACGGCAAGUCUGGAGGAAACGAUAGGCAUGGUUUUGGUCGGAAUGAUCGACAUGACCAAAUGGUGAAGCAACAACAGUUAAUUGAGCAGAAAAAACGAGAAAUUCAAGCGCGAUUAGAUGCUGAGCGCAAGAAAGAGUUGCAAGAAUGUGAAGCAACUGCGGGGGAUACAGAUAAUGCAGAAGUUGACGUCAAGUCUCCUAGUUCGAUCGUCGCAGGUGCGAGUUCUUCUACUGCAUCAACUUCGCCAUCCUCACAAAGAUGCAAAAGAGAAGUGGAGGGGAAAAAACCUGCAGCCGUCCAGUUUAACUUUAAUAAUGAUGGAAGUUUCUUGGAGCAGUUUAAGAAGAUGCAAGAAGAAACUAUGAAAAAAAAGAAAGAAGAGGAAGCAGCAGCGUUAGCAGCAACGGGAGUCGAAAUAAAGGAAGAACCUUUGGAUUACGAUGAUUAUGGAAAUCCAGUGAAAAAUAAUCCCGCAAUUAAAAUACUGCGCCAAGAAAAUGUUGCUAGACAUAGUGGUGGUAGUAAUAACAAUAGUAACAGUAACAAUAGAAGAUAUGAUCCUGAUGCCUCCAUAGAACAAGAAUAUUAUAAUGCUCCACCACCUCCUCCUCCUCGCCCCGGGCAUCAUCAGCAUCACCACAACGUCAAACCAUAUUUCAAUCAAAGACCCAGCAACAUGGGCAUGGAUUAUCAUCAAUAUAACAAAGCAUCGCCGCCGCCACCACCUCCUCCUCCACCUCCUCUCCCAAUCCAUGUGACUGCUCCGAAACAGCUUGGAUUUCCUUCACCUCAAGUCAAAGCAUUGGCAGCAGUUGUCGCAGAGAAAGGAGACUAUAUUGAGGAUGAACAGCGAAUGAAACAACAUGAUCCGCUGAUGUGGUUCUUGAAUAAGCCUGAUUCGACGGAAUAUAAAACGUUUAGGGCUUUGGUGGCUGAAAUAAAGUCUGACAUUAUGACGCACAUGCGAUACAAUCAAGCCCCUCCACCACCACCACCGAUUGUGACUAAAGAAUUUUCAAUUAAACCUGAACCUGGUUUAAUUAAGGCAGAACCUUCAUUUUCUCCUUUGCCUGUCCAACCAUGCUUCAAUAAUUUCAUCAAAAUAGAGCCUUCUUCCGGGUCAUUACAACAAUCCAUACCAUCUCCGUAUUCUAACUUUGUUAAAUCAGAUCCAUGUACAACGCCACCACCACCACCAACAACAACAAAAGCAGCAUCUUAUGAUGCCUUUAAUUUCAUCAAAUCAGAGCAAUCAACAGUAGGCCCAACAUCAAGUUCGGCAUCGGCAGCGACUUCUUAUAGUAAUUUUGUUAAAUCUGAACCAGUUAGUUGCACAGGUGCAAUUAAACGUGAAGCGCCCAGUUCAGACAGUGAGGAAACGGAACAAGAACGAAAGGAACGUAAACGAAGAAGCCGCUGGGGACCUCAAUCUCAAGCUGACUUACCUCCCGCAGGCGUUGUAACAAUUCCAUUAGUUCCUGGGCUAUCACUGGUCCCCUAUGGAUCAGGAGAGUCUGCAGAAGAGAUUGGAAUGAAUUUGAUGAAUAUGCCGCUGUUACCUGUAUCUGCCAUGGGAGCUGGACCUGGAGCCUCCAUCUCAAAGAUAACUAGAACUAAUCCACAGCUUCUUGCAUAUGCUCGUCAAGCAUACGGAAGAAUUGAUUUGGACGACGAUGAAUGGAAACAAUGCAUUGAUGCAUACAAAAUGAACAUGGUUUUCCAAGACAUUGCCAGAAAGAAAGCAAACGAUGAAGAAUUAGCUCGAGCUGGAAAAUUCAAACAUGAAUACGAUAGCGAUGAGGAGACAGAAGGUGGAACAUGGGAGCACAAGGUUCGCAUGAAGGAAAUGGAGAAAACGAGAGAUUGGGCUCAAGAACUAACACAAAGUGCCCAUGGAAAACAUCAUAUUGGCGAUUUUCUUCCUCCAGAUGAACUAGCAAAAUUCAUGGAAAAGUACAAAGCAGUCAAAGAAGGCAAACAGCUUGAUGAGAGCGAGUACCAAGAGUACAAACUUCAGCAAGAUAAUAUCGGUUUCAAAAUGUUACAAAAGAUGGGGUGGUCCUCUGGCGAAGGGCUGGGCGCUGAGAACCAAGGCAUUCUUGCUCCAAUCGACAAGGGCAAAGUGCCAUCAGAUAAGAUGGGGUUAGGCGUAGAAAAACCUGGGGACUUGAAUGAAGAGGAUGACGAAUAUACUGCUUACAGAAAAAGGAUGAUGCUAGCUUACAGAUUUCGACCGAAUCCUUUGAACAAUCCCCGGCGAGCAUACUAUUAGCGUGUGGGAGAUUGAAGAGAGGAUGAAAAAAGACAUGAAUCAUAUACUUUGCAAUAAAAAUUUGUUCGCAUAUUAGGUAUUGUUAAAAUGUUAAUCCCUCUCUACUCUACCCCCUAUCUAUCUAUUUAGUACUUUUAAGAUACUGUUGCCACUUUUGUCGUUUUGUAUCUCACACAAUAAGCUAUUGGUUGAUAUUAUCAUUGUUUAAUAUAUUUAUUCAGUAUGAUAUUCAGAUGAAAUAAAAAUGCUUCACUUAUUGAGGGAGCCCUUAUAAGAAAGA
Messenger RNA from Folsomia candida, 2741 nucleotides. Its product is annotated as SURP and G-patch domain-containing protein 1. Lineage: Eukaryota; Metazoa; Arthropoda; Collembola; Entomobryomorpha; Isotomidae. Bases 182 to 2461 code for a protein of 759 amino acids. Gene Ontology annotation, cellular component: nucleoplasm. Gene Ontology annotation, molecular function: RNA binding. Gene Ontology annotation, biological process: RNA processing. The record is from RefSeq and is a predicted model, not a curated record. The transcript is spliced from 15 exons.